CCGAGGAGCAGGAAAAGAAAACUUUUCCCUCCCGCCCCCCGCGCAAGGUCCCCAGCCCUCGCCUCCCCCCGCAGGUGGGAACUGCACCUGAGGCCGGGCGCGAGGUCAGGGCCGGACUUUGGAGGGCUGCGGGCAGGGCUGAAGGGGGUGCGUGCAUUUGGGCUCAGUUUUCCUUUGGCCUCCGGGUUGUCAGUGGCCGUAGUGGGAGGGCGGCCGCCGGCGCCCCUGCCCGUUUCCCACUCGCGGGUGGCCGGACGCGGUGCCGCCUCCUCCCGCUCUUGAGGGUGUGACCCGGGGAGGGGGGCGCAGGCUCCCCCUGCGACCGCCCCCUCACACACGCGCUCGGCCGCCCGAGCUGUCACCGGCCACCCAGGGCCCGGGGAGGGGGCGCGGAGAGUGGCGCUGCGGAGCGGCGGGCGCGGGAUCCUCCUGCCGGACUUCCCGGCUCCCAGGGACGCCGCUGUCAACGCCGGGCGGACGCGCAGCCCCGGGAGAGGGGCCCGCCAGAGGCCCGGCCGCCGCCGCUGGGGGCGGGCGGGUGCCCGCGUCCCCCUCUGCGCGAUUUGGCGCCGCUGCCUCGCCGCCUCUUGUAGGGUAACAGCACUAUUGCUCUACCCACCGUCAGCAGGGCGACUGCCGGGAUUAUCAUCCUCUCCAUCCUCAUUGCCGAUCAGCCAACAUUGGACUUGCUGGUGGCGGUGGCGGCAGCAGCGGCGGCGGCAGUCUAGCCGUUCCCCUUCCCCCGCCCCAGCCUCCCCACCAUGUCCUAGAAAAGCGAUGGAGACCAAAGGCUACCACAGUCUCCCUGAAGGUCUAGAUAUGGAAAGACGGUGGGGUCAAGUUUCUCAAGCUGUGGAGCAUUCUUCCCUGGGACCUACAGAGAGGACCGAUGAGAAUAACUACAUGGACAUUGUCAACGUAAGCUGUGUUUCCGGUGCUAUUCCAAACAACAGUACUCAAGGAAGCAGCAAAGAAAAACACGAACUACUCCCUUGCCUUCAGCAAGACAAUAAUCGGCCUGGGAUUUUAACAUCUGAUAUUAAAACUGAGCUGGAAUCUAAGGAACUUUCAGCAACUGUAGCUGAGUCCAUGGGUUUAUAUAUGGAUUCUGUAAGAGAUGCUGACUACUCCUAUGAGCAGCAGAACCAACAAGGAAGCAUGAGUCCAGCUAAGAUUUAUCAGAAUGUUGAACAGCUGGUGAAAUUUUACAAAGGAAAUGGCCAUCGUCCUUCCACCCUAAGUUGUGUGAACAGGCCCUUGAGAUCAUUUAUGUCUGACUCUGGGAGCUCCGUGAAUGGUGGCGUCAUGCGCGCCAUUGUUAAAAGCCCUAUCAUGUGUCAUGAGAAAAGCCCAUCUGUUUGCAGCCCUCUGAACAUGACAUCUUCGGUUUGCAGCCCUGCUGGAAUCAACUCUGUGUCCUCCACCACAGCCAGCUUUGGCAAUUUUCCAGUGCAUAGCCCAAUCACCCAGGGAACUCCUCUGACAUGCUCCCCUAAUGUUGAAAAUCGAGGCUCCAGGUCGCACAGCCCUGCACAUGCUAGCAAUGUGGGCUCUCCUCUCUCAAGUCCAUUAAGUAGCAUGAAAUCCUCAAUUUCCAGCCCUCCAAGUCACUGCAGUGUAAAAUCUCCAGUCUCCAGUCCCAAUAAUGUCACUCUGAGAUCCUCUGUGUCUAGCCCUGCAAAUAUUAACAACUCAAGGUGCUCUGUUUCCAGCCCUUCCAACACUAAUAACAGAUCCACGCUUUCCAGUCCGGCAGCCAGUACUGUGGGAUCUAUCUGUAGCCCUGUAAACAAUGCCUUCAGCUACACUGCUUCUGGCACCUCUGCUGGAUCCAGUACAUCGCGGGAUGUGGUUCCCAGUCCAGACACACAGGAGAAAGGUGCUCAAGAGGUCCCUUUUCCUAAGACUGAGGAAGUAGAGAGUGCCAUCUCAAAUGGUGUGACUGGCCAGCUUAAUAUUGUCCAGUACAUAAAACCAGAACCAGAUGGAGCUUUUAGCAGCUCAUGUCUAGGAGGAAAUAGCAAAAUAAAUUCAGAUUCUUCAUUCUCAGUACCAAUAAAGCAAGAAUCAACCAAGCAUUCAUGUUCAGGCACCUCUUUUAAAGGGAAUCCAACAGUAAACCCAUUUCCAUUUAUGGAUGGCUCGUAUUUUUCCUUUAUGGAUGAUAAAGACUAUUAUUCCCUAUCAGGAAUUUUAGGACCACCUGUGCCCGGCUUUGAUGGUAACUGUGAAGGCAGCGGAUUCCCAAUGGGUAUUAAACAAGAACCAGAUGACGGGAGCUAUUACCCAGAGGCCAACAUCCCUUCCUCUGCUAUUGUUGGGGUGAAUUCAGGUGGACAGUCCUUCCACUACAGGAUUGGUGCUCAAGGUACAAUAUCUUUAUCACGAUCGGCUAGAGACCAAUCUUUCCAACACCUGAGUUCCUUUCCUCCUGUCAAUACUUUAGUGGAGUCAUGGAAAUCACACGGCGACCUGUCGUCUAGAAGAAGUGAUGGGUAUCCGGUCUUAGAAUACAUUCCAGAAAAUGUAUCAAGCUCUACUUUACGAAGUGUUUCUACUGGAUCUUCAAGACCUUCAAAAAUAUGUUUGGUGUGUGGGGAUGAGGCUUCAGGAUGCCAUUAUGGGGUAGUCACCUGUGGCAGCUGCAAAGUUUUCUUCAAAAGAGCAGUGGAAGGUAAAUGUUCAUGGCAACACAACUAUUUAUGUGCUGGAAGAAAUGAUUGCAUCAUUGAUAAGAUUCGACGAAAGAAUUGUCCUGCUUGCAGACUUCAGAAAUGUCUUCAAGCUGGAAUGAAUUUAGGAGCACGAAAGUCAAAGAAGCUGGGAAAGUUAAAAGGGAUUCAUGAGGAGCAGCCACAGCAGCAGCAGCCCCCACCCCCACCCCCACCCCCGCAAAGCCCAGAGGAAGGGACAACGUACAUCGCUCCUGCAAAAGAACCCUCGGUCAACACAGCACUGGUUCCUCAGCUCUCCACAAUCUCACGAGCGCUCACACCUUCCCCCGUUAUGGUCCUUGAAAACAUUGAACCCGAAAUUGUAUAUGCAGGCUAUGACAGCUCAAAACCAGAUACGGCCGAAAAUCUGCUCUCCACACUCAACCGCUUAGCAGGCAAACAGAUGAUCCAAGUCGUGAAGUGGGCAAAGGUACUACCAGGAUUUAAAAACUUGCCUCUUGAGGACCAAAUUACCCUAAUCCAGUAUUCUUGGAUGUGUCUAUCAUCAUUUGCCUUGAGCUGGAGAUCUUACAAACAUACGAACAGCCAAUUUCUCUAUUUUGCACCAGACCUAGUCUUUAAUGAAGAGAAGAUGCAUCAGUCUGCCAUGUAUGAACUAUGCCAGGGGAUGCACCAAAUCAGCCUUCAGUUCGUUCGACUGCAGCUCACCUUUGAAGAAUACACCAUCAUGAAAGUUUUGCUGCUACUAAGCACAAUUCCAAAGGAUGGCCUCAAAAGCCAGGCUGCAUUUGAAGAAAUGAGGACAAAUUACAUCAAAGAACUGAGGAAGAUGGUAACUAAGUGUCCCAACAAUUCUGGGCAGAGCUGGCAGAGGUUCUACCAACUGACCAAGCUGCUGGACUCCAUGCAUGACCUGGUGAGCGACCUGCUGGAAUUCUGCUUCUACACCUUCCGAGAGUCCCAUGCGCUGAAGGUAGAGUUCCCCGCAAUGCUGGUGGAAAUCAUCAGUGACCAGCUGCCCAAGGUGGAGUCGGGGAACGCCAAGCCGCUCUACUUCCACCGGAAGUGACUGCCCGCUGCCCAGAAGAACUUUGCCUUAAGUUUCCCCGUGUUGUUCCACACCCAGAAGGACCCAAGAAAACCUGUUUUUAACAUGUGAUGGUUGAUUCACACUUGUUCAACAGUUUCUCAAGUUUAAAGUCAUGUCAGAGGUUUGGAGCCGGGAAAGCUGUUUUUCCGUGGAUUCGGCGAGACCAGAGCAGUCUGAAGGAUUCCCCACCUCCAAUCCCCCAGCGCUUAGAAACAUGUUCCUGUUCCUCGGGAUGAAAAGCCAUAUCUAGUCAAUAACUCUGAUUUUGAUAUUUUCACAGAUGGAAGUUUUAACUAUGCCAUGUAGUUUCUGGUAUCGUUCGCUUGUUUUAAAAGGGUUCAAGGACUAACGAACUUUUUAAAGCUUACCCUUGGUUUGCACAUAAAACGUAUAGUCAAUCUGGGGCAUUAAUAUUCUUUUGUUAUUUAAAAAACACAAAAAAAUAAAAAAUAUAUACAGAUUCCUGUUGUGUAAUAACAGAACUCGUGGCGUGGGGCAGCAGCUGCCUCUGAGCCCUCGCUCGUCCACGGUCUUCUGCAUCACUGGUAUACACACUCGUUAGCGUCCAUUUCUUAUUUAAUUAGAAUGGAUAAGAUGUUAAAACAAAUGCCUUGGUUUGAUUUCUAGUAUCUAUUGUGUUGGCUUUACAAAUAAUUUUUUGCAGUCUUUUGCUGUGCUGUACAUUACUGUAUGUAUAAAUUAUGAAGGACCUGAAAUAAGGUAUAAGGAUCUUUUGUAAAUGAGACACAUACAAAAAAAAAUCUUUAAUGGUUAAUAGGAUGAAUGGGAAAGUAUUUUUGAAAGAAUUCUAUUUUGCUGGAGACUAUUUAAGUACUAUCUUUGUCUAAACAAGGUAAUUUUUUUUUGUAAAGUGCAAUGUCCUGCAUGCAUAAUGAACCGUUUACAGUGUAUUUAAGAAAGGGAAAGCUGUGCCUUUUUUAGCUUCAUAUCUAAUUUACCAUUUUACAGUCUCUGUUGUAAAUAACCACACUUAAACCUCUUCGGUUGUCUUGAAGCCUUUCUACUUUUUCUGUACUUUUUGUUUUGUUCUUGGUCUCCCGCUUGGGGCAUUUGUGGGACUCCAGCACGUUUUCUGGCUUCUGCUUCAUCCUGCUCCAUCGGGGAAUGACACACUGCGGUGUCUGCAGCUCCUGGAAGGUGUCAUUUGACAACACACAUGGGAGAGGAGGUCCUAGGAGUGCUGCAGCUUUAGGAAAGCUGCCUCGUUUCCCUUUUCCUCUAGAAGCAGAACCAGCUCUAGGAGAGUGAGACUAGGAACUUGAUGGCUCAGAGAGCAUCUUUUCCUCCCAUUUUAGAAAAUCGGAUUUUCUCCUGUGGGAAAAAAAAAAAUUCCAUGCACUCUCUCUGUUAAAGAUCAGCUAUUCCCUUCUGAUCUUGGAAAGGGGUUCUGCACUCCUGGAACCGGUCACAGGAACACACAGAUCAUGGCAGGAUGCACUGGGACGGCCCAUCUUGGCCAAGGUUCAGUCUGAAUGGCAUGGAGACCAGGAGAUAGAUGAUAGGGAGAUUUUAGAUUUUUAAAAGGUAGGUUUUAAAAAUAAAUUUUAUACAUAAACAGUUUUGGAGAAAAACUACAGAUCAUAUAAGCAAGACAGUGGCACUAAAAUUUUUAAUUCAUUAAUCUGUUUGUUUGGCACUGAUGCAAUGUAUGGCUUUUCUCUUGCCCCAAAUCACAAACAUAUGUAUCUUUGGGGAAACUAACAAUAUGAUUGCACUAAAUAAACUACUUUGAAUAGAGGCCAAAUUAAUCUUUUAAAAGUGAUGAUAAUCACCAGGUUUACUCAGUGAAAUCAUAUUAUUUUCCAAAAUCUAACAGCUGUAGCUGGAGAAGCCCAUGGCCAGGAGGAAGCAGCAAUUAGAUCAACACUUUUCUCCAGGGUUCACCAUGCAGGCAACAUUACCUUGUCUUUCAGAAGACACCUGCCUUAUGCAAGGGGAAACCUGUGAAAGCUGCACUCAGAGGGAGGAGUUUUUCUUACAUAAUUUGCAAUUUCAGGAAUUUAAUUUAUAGGCAGAUCUUUAAAUACAGUCAACUUACAUGCACAGCAAUAGGAAAGCCACACUUUGAAGGUAAUAAAUACACAGCAUGCAGACUGGGAGUUGCUAGAAAACAAAUGGCUUACUUACAAAAGCAGCUUUUAGUUCAGGCUUAGUUUUUAUAAAAUGGGAAUUCUGACUUAACCAGGUUUGGGAUGGAGAUGGUCUGCAUCAGCUUUUUGUAUUAACAAAGUUACUGGCUCUUUGUGUGUCUCCAGGUAACUUUGCUUGAUUAAACAGCAAAGCCAUAUUCUAAAUUCACUGUUGAAUGCCUGUCCCAGUCCAAAUUGUCUGUCUGCUCUUAUUUUUGUACCAUAUUGCUCUUAAAAAUCUUGGUUUGGUACAGUUCAUAAUUCACCAAAAGUUCAUAUAAUUUAAAAAAAACACUAAAUUAGUUUAAAAUGAAGCAAUUUAUAUCUUUAUGCAAAAACAUAUGUCUGUCUUUGCAAAGGACUGUAAGCAGAUUACAAUAAAUCCUUUACUUUAAUCA
Messenger RNA from Nomascus leucogenys (northern white-cheeked gibbon), 6313 nucleotides. RefSeq names its product nuclear receptor subfamily 3 group C member 2 (gene NR3C2). The record is from RefSeq and is a predicted model, not a curated record. Gene Ontology annotation, biological process: regulation of DNA-templated transcription. NCBI's taxonomy places the organism in Eukaryota, Metazoa, Chordata, Mammalia, Primates, Hylobatidae. Gene Ontology annotation, molecular function: DNA-binding transcription factor activity; sequence-specific DNA binding; zinc ion binding.